AAGUUUGAUACGCACUGUACACUGCAUAUGUCAACAUGCGCUUCAGAGUGUUCGUGAGCAAAACCGGAGAAGGUCGUGCAAUUCACACCGUGAACUUUAUUUUUCCCGAUUUUGCCUCGUAAUCUGCAGCAACCCCCCUCAAAAUACACUAAAAAUGUACGGAAAUCGCCCACAGCCUGGUAAUGGUUUCGGACGCGGUGGAAUGCACGGUGGCGGUCGUCCGGGAGGUCCGAUGGGCGGUGGUUUCCGUCGCGAGGGUGGAGCUGGCGGUUACGGUGGCGGCAACGGGGGGUCGUUCGACCGCCAGUCGCAAAAUGGCAAGAACCUCCGCAACGUGAAGUGGGAGCCGGAGGAUCUGACGCCGUUCGAGAAGAACUUUUACCAACCGUCGGCGGGCCUGAUGGGCCUGAGCGUGUCCGACAUUGACAGCUACCUCGACAAGCAUCAGAUAACUCUGAAGGGCCGCGACGUGCCUCGCCCCAGCAUGGAGUUUGAGGACGGCGGGCUGCCCGUGUACAUCAUGGAGGAACUGAAGCGCCAGGGCUUUGCCAAACCGACGGCCAUCCAGGCCCAGGGCAUGCCGAUUGCGCUGAGCGGUCGCGACAUGGUGGGUAUUGCACAGACCGGGUCCGGCAAGACGCUGGCCUACGUGGUGCCGUCGCUGGUGCACAUCCAGCACCAGGCGACGAUACGGCGCGGCGACGGCCCGAUUGCGCUGAUUCUCGCGCCCACCCGCGAGCUGGCGCAGCAGAUUCAGCAGGUCGCGACGGACUUUGGUUCGCGCGUCAGCGCCAACAAUACGUGCGUUUUUGGCGGCGCCCCGAAGGGCCCGCAGAUCCGGGACCUCGAGCGGGGUGCCGAGAUCGUGAUUGCCACCCCCGGGCGGCUGAUUGAUUUUCUCGAGCGCGGCAUCACGAACUUGCGGCGCUGCACCUACCUGGUGCUGGACGAGGCCGACCGCAUGCUGGACAUGGGCUUCGAGCCGCAGAUCCGCAAAAUCAUGGGCCAGAUUCGCCCCGACCGGCAGGUGCUGAUGUGGUCGGCGACCUGGCCAAAGGAGGUGCGCAAUCUGGCGGAGGAGUUUUUGGCCGACUACAUACAGAUCAACAUCGGGUCGCUGAACCUGUCCGCCAACCACAACAUCCUGCAGAUCGUGGAUGUGUGCGAGGACUACGAGAAGGAUCAGAAGCUGAUGAAGCUGCUGACGGAGAUUUCGGCCGAGCCGGACACGAAGACGAUUAUCUUCGUCGAGACGAAGCGGCGCGUCGACGACAUUACGCGCAUCGUCAACCGCAAUGGGUGGCGGGCGGUGGCCAUCCACGGCGACAAAUCGCAGCAGGAGCGCGACUACGUGCUCAGCACAUUCCGUAACGGGCGCCAGGGCAUCCUGGUCGCCACGGAUGUGGCUGCCCGCGGCUUGGAUGUGGAAGACGUAAAGUUCGUAAUCAAUUACGACUAUCCGUCGAAUUCCGAAGAUUACGUGCAUCGGAUUGGUCGAACGGGCCGCUCGAACAAUACCGGUACCGCCUACACCCUGUUCACCAACUCGAAUGCCAACAAAGCGAACGACCUGAUCAACGUGCUGCGCGAGGCAAAUCAGGUAAUCAAUCCGCGCCUGGUCGAGCUGGCCAAGCCAAGCAUGGGCAAGGGCCGCCAGCGGUACAACAACCACCGGUUCGGUGGCCAGCAGAACCGUCCGCCGCGCGACGGUCCCUACGGUGGCGGUCCGCGUCACGACGGUGGCCGAUUCGGUGGACAGCGGGACGGUGGAGCACCGCCCAAGUACGGUGGUGGUGGUGGUAUGGGCCGCAGUGACGGUGACAAGUACGGUGUAGCGUCCCGCGCAGCCGGCGACAAUCGGCUCUCGAUGUACGGCGUGGGAGCCGGGCUGCCGCCCCAGACGCUCGGUGGACUGGCGGCCAGCACCGCCAUGGGUGCGAAGCCGCCGGGCGUUGGCGCCGGCGUGGUAGGCCAGCGUCAGAGCCGCUUCUCGGGACCACCCUCGUCUGCGACGGCUGCGGCGGCAGCGGCCGCAUUCGCCACCAGCUACCACCAGCAGCAGAGCAAAUACCCCGGCGCCGGCUCGGUCGGUGGAGCUGGUCUGGCCGGUGCGCAUCCGUCGGCCGCAGCGUACGGUGCGUCCGCCGCGUCCUACAAACCACAGUCCGCGCCCGGCAGCGACCUGUACGGUGGCAGCGGCGGUUACAGCGCCCGAUCACAGUCCUCCGCCCUUCCCUCGGCAGCGGCCGCAGCAGUAGCCGCCGCCGCGUACCAGUACGCAGCGAACGGAGCGACACCCGCGUUCGCCUAUCCGCCGCCCCAGGUUGUUCUCAACUAAGGAGGAUGAGGAGGAGAGUUAGGGAGCGGAGGGGAGCACCUUAGAGCUUAGAACACUUCAACUUUCAUCCCACUAAUAUACCUUAGGGUAGUAUGAUUUAAUUUAAUCUUAAUAUGAACUUGAAUGAACACAUAUUUCAUUUCAAAUUAGUUUUAACAAUAACAAACGCAGCAAACGUAAACAUAUAUUUGGGCGUAAACCAUGUAAACUCACGACCACUUUCGCUGCUUGACCAAGGGCGAGGAAAAGGCGUCUCCAUUAUCCCAUCGGUUAUUUAGUUAAAAGCAAACGCGUUCAUCCGAUCCGCUUUUGUGCGAAGGUUUUGCGCGCACGCAAGGGGGGACGGCUUCGUGCAGUUUACGGGCAUGAAGCGAUCAAGCUUUUUAGUAUAUUGCGUGAUAUAUUUUAUUCGUUUCUUCAGCUUUGAUUGGUUUUAGAGCAUUUUUCAUAUAUUUAUACCUUUCGUCCAAUGCAGAGCAAUUAACGUUUCGCGCGACACAGCAACAGCACAGUGCGAAAAUAUCUAACCUUAUUAUAUUCGCAAUGGGUGUGAACAUUUUUCCAGUGGGAUUAUGAAAGGCAGGAUGAAAGUUUGGCGCACUACCACAUCGGCUCCGGCAGCUCUCGAAAAGCUCAAUCCGUUUUAUUUGAUUUUCAUACUCCCAAAUUCGAACGCCUGUGUACGCGCCCCACGUGUCCCACUGGAAAACGUUCGCGGUCACACCUUAGAUGAUUCCAUUAUUUUAUCACUAGAUACGCUUGUUGUUGCACUCUGAGGAAGGAAGGAUACAAAAAUGCAUUAAAAGAAAAACAAUAAUGCACUUCCAACUUCUGGCGCCAACGCCAACACAGCAGGUGCAGGUGGGCGGAGAGUAUAUUGCACCCGUUCUGGUUAGGUGCAUCUCUCUCCCGGUCUGCCGGCUGUGCAGUGUAGGAUUUCUUUUUUGGGUUCGGAAGUGCUUCGUAAUGAAUUUCGAAGAAAUUUAUGUGAGCUCUACCAAGAAUCGCUAAAUCUUGAAUUGUGUACUACGAUAUGAAAUAUACAGUGUAAAGAAACAACAAAGUUGCGGAACCGUCAACAUUUACUACAGCAAUAUUUUCUCUCUCGCAACCUUACUACCACCACCAUCAUAGAGCAACAGAAUAGCGCAGCAAAGCCAAGGUGACAAAUUUUAAAAUGUAUAUAUGAGUAAAGAGUAAAACUGAAGGACAACAUAGAACCAUUCAAGUGUACCACCGCCCAUUCCCGCCACACGCCACAGCAGCAUAUACACAGCAAGAGUAGAAUAAUUCAAAGAGUUAUUCAAACAACCGUUUGUUGUACGUGUGUGUGCAUAUAUGCGCGUGAAAGGUGGAAAGGGUGGUACGAUUUAGCCAAAUCUUAACCAGCAAACGAUGGUUCAAACACACAACACACACUCUUCAUAAACAGAAUAUGUCAACGAUUAUUAUUGUAUCUCUUUAUAUAAAACGGUCUAGUAGAGACUAUUUUAACAAAACAUACACACUUUGGCACACAACUUUACGGAAGUUUGUUAGUGAAAAAAAGCAAAAAACAAAACAAGUGACAACCAAAACAAAAGUGCAACAGGAAACAAAAUAAGUA
Messenger RNA from Anopheles gambiae (African malaria mosquito), 3944 nucleotides. RefSeq lists its product as uncharacterized. The record is from RefSeq and is a predicted model, not a curated record. Lineage: Eukaryota; Metazoa; Arthropoda; Insecta; Diptera; Culicidae. The coding region runs from base 155 to 2338 and encodes 727 amino acids. Gene Ontology annotation, cellular component: nucleus; cytoplasm; ribonucleoprotein complex. Gene Ontology annotation, molecular function: ATP binding; RNA helicase activity; RNA binding. The transcript is spliced from 4 exons.